This is a messenger RNA of Haliotis rubra (blacklip abalone), 1698 nucleotides long. RefSeq names its product monomeric sarcosine oxidase-like. Bases 142 to 1356 code for a protein of 404 amino acids. The record is from RefSeq and is a predicted model, not a curated record. Gene Ontology annotation, molecular function: flavin adenine dinucleotide binding; sarcosine oxidase activity. Lineage: Eukaryota; Metazoa; Mollusca; Gastropoda; Lepetellida; Haliotidae. The transcript is spliced from 9 exons.
CAAUUGGAGCAGUUAACACGUGUUUGGUAGAUAAGACGAGUCAUGUAGACUCACCGCAGUACAAACAGCAGUUGUUAGGUCGAUCACGAGCACCGCGCCUGCAGGGUCUUCUCCACCUCUCUCCUAGACACAGAUUGCACAAUGGCUGCGACAAAGCGACAGUACUUUGAGUAUAUUGUCAUUGGUUGUGGAGGAAUCGGCAGCGGAGCACUGUACUGGUUGUCCAAACGGUCCAGCUCAGUCCUUGGUCUCGAGCAGUUUUCUCUCGGUCAUGAACGAGGAGGCUCACAAGAUGUAUCAAGGAUCAUUCGCCUGACGCACCAUGAUGACCGCUACACCAAACUCGUCCCCGACACCUUCAAGGCAUGGGAACAGAUAGAGCGCGAGUCCGGCCUGCAGGUUGUAUGGAUGACCGGGGGUCUGAGGCUGGCCAGGAAGGGACAGAGUGACGCACGUUUGGAGGCGUAUGCUGUAGAAAUGGACAGGAACAAAAUCAGAUAUGACAGGCUGUCAAACCAGCAGCUGAUGGCCCGCUACCCCCAGUUCACAGUGGGUCCAGAUGUCGUGGCCUUGUACCAGGAACAGGCGGGCCUUGUGGACGCGGCCAUGGGGAACGCUGUCCACAUUCAGCUGGCCAGGGGUAACGGGGCUACAAUCCUGGAGAACUGUCCCGCUACCAGGCUGACUAGGGCCAACAACGGCAACGUCAUUGUUCACACAACGAAGGGCGUGUUCGAGUGCCGGAAGGUGGUGGUGACGGCAGGCGGUUGGCUCAACUCGGUUCUGGGGACGAUCGGCGUCCACGUCCCCGUCACCGUCACACAGGAGCAGGUGACGUACUACGCCACGCCGCACAUGAAGGAGUUCACCGAGAAAAAGUUCCCCAUCUGGAUUUUUCACUGCCCACAGUACGACUUCUACGCCCUCCCCAUCCACGGCAACACGGGGACGAAGAUCGGGAUCGACGUUGGAGGUAACGUUGUCACCGCCGACACGAGGACCUUUGAACCGGAACCUGCUCGAGAGCGGGUCUGUACUGAGCUCCUGCAGGAGAUUUGUCCCAAGUUUCUGGGACCAAUUCUCCAGACCAAAACCUGCCUGUACACCAUCCCCCCGGACAGAGACUUCCUGGUCGACACAUGCGCAUACAAGGGCUGGUCUGACGUCAUCGUUUGUUGUGGAGCUGGACAUGCGUACAAAUUUGCAAGUCUGCUUGGUAAGAUCCUAAGCGAACUCGCCGUUGACGGCCGAACCCAGUAUGACAUCAGUCAGUUCAACAUCACCAGAGACGCCAUCCAGGACCCCACCUUCAAACCAACGUUUUCCUUAUGGAGUGGUGUUGAGGCGAAACUGUAGACUGUGCUUGCUUUCCGUUCGUCAUCCGACACACAGUUACUACAGCAUUCUUCGAUAUAUAUUUACAUAGAGUUUAGAUUAUACUUUCUGGAAAAGAAUCAUGAUUCAGUGAAGGAAAUAUUGUCUUUUUGUUUCUUGCUUUUGAUAUGAAUACGUCACAUGAUAUUUGUAAUCCCCUAUGUUGGAAAUGAAAAUGGAUUUCAGCAUUGUUGAAACCGGAAUUACACAACUGAUUAUAAAAUCACCAAAGGCUAAGUAGUUCUCACCAUUGUUAUUGUAAUAACUUUUACUUUAUCUUCAAAUUGAGGCUGUGUUUUCAAAUAAACAGUUUUAUGCCUUGUC